UCUCUUUACUUAGGUCACACAAAUGACAAAAUGGCGAAUGCGAAUGUUACCAAAAUAGACCCUGUCAUGGAAAAGCCAUGGCAAAGGGCUCGUCGAAUGGAGAGAUAUGAUUUCUGGAGAAAGUCAUCAUAUCCUCCUAUGAAUAUCGAGCCAGUGCCUUUUGAAAGAAAUCGCCUUGCUGGUGAAGGCAUGUCUCCUGAAGUCAGAGCUCUACGUAAACAGUGGGUAUCAGAUCAGAUACUGCAUCACGAGCCAAGAUCUGUUCCACAAAUUCAACCUUACAAUAUUUUUCGUAGGUUCUACAGAUUUCUGCCCGAUCUGAUUUUCUUUGGACCUGUAAAGGCAAUAGUCGGCUAUAACACAGCAUUGUUACUGAGAUUAACACUACCAAAAAUUGGAUUAGUCUUUGGUGCUUCCUAUUUAGUUUGGUAUCAUCUCAAAUACAAUCAGAGAGACUGGACUCGAGAGGCAGGCGUGAUUAUUUAUGGAGCUAAGCCAACACUCUUAGGCUUUGAUGCAUUGAAUUUUCCAAGCAAAGAAAAAACAGAUUAUUGUGAAAGAGGUUUCAAAGAAAGAAAAGCUCUGCUUUACAAGCCAACUUCCAAGUCAGACACCAUUGGUCCAUGUCAUUAGUUUUGUAAAAUAAAUACCUACUUAAAAAUGAUAGGUUUGUAAGUAUAGUAAUUUAAUGCUACCAUGGUUUGUUAACAUGGUAGUUAACUCUUUUGUCAUGUAACAAUGUUUCAUUAAAAAAAUCUGAAGAAUUAAGAAAUACAUUGUUUUGGUUGGUUUUAAACUCUUUUUUUUUUUUCCUCUUUUUUUCUCUUGAUUUUUUUUUUUUGGGAGAUGAUUGUCAGUAACAAGGAAUUAAGACCAUAGUCAUUGUGAUAAGAUUAACAGUUUCCUUGUACAGCCAAAGGUUUAAAUGGCAAAAAUAUGAAUGAUUGUAUUAUUUCAAGCUUAUUUGUAAAGUAUUCUUUAGAAUUAACAAAUAGCUGCAAUGUUGAACAAUAAAAAAUUAUAUCACGUUU
Biomphalaria glabrata is the source of this 1031-nucleotide messenger RNA. RefSeq lists its product as uncharacterized. The record is from RefSeq and is a predicted model, not a curated record. Gene Ontology annotation, biological process: mitochondrial electron transport, NADH to ubiquinone. Lineage: Eukaryota; Metazoa; Mollusca; Gastropoda; Planorbidae. Bases 31 to 633 code for a protein of 200 amino acids. The transcript is spliced from 4 exons.